Nematostella vectensis (starlet sea anemone) is the source of this 1245-nucleotide messenger RNA. RefSeq names its product B9 domain-containing protein 1. Gene Ontology annotation, biological process: cilium assembly. The transcript is spliced from 7 exons. The record is from RefSeq and is a predicted model, not a curated record. Gene Ontology annotation, cellular component: MKS complex. The coding region runs from base 51 to 710 and encodes 219 amino acids. Lineage: Eukaryota; Metazoa; Cnidaria; Anthozoa; Actiniaria; Edwardsiidae.
UUGAUAUCCGCUGACCACCAUCAAUGUAAAACACAUUCCCGCUAAACAAAAUGGCGGGUUUGCACAGCUCCGUCUUUCUUGUGAUGGUUUCAGGCCAGAUCGAAUCUGCUUCGUUUCCAGAGUUCGAUGAUCUUUACUGCAAAUUCGGGUUUGUUUACGGCCAAGACUGGGUUGUCACAUCUGGAUGGGAAGAAGGAAUCUCUCAAGUGACCAAGAAGAGUAUGGAUAAGCGGCAGAUUGUGGUGUGGAAUUUUCCCAUCGAUAUCACUUUCAAGAGUACCAGCCCCUUUGGAUGGCCCCAGAUAGUAAUCAGCUGUUAUGGACUGGAUAUGUUUAACCGUGAUGUCGUCAGAGGGUAUGGGGCCAUUCAUGUGCCAACGACUCCAGGCAGUCAUAGCAGGGAAAUCCCCAUGUUUGUACCAGAGUCAUCAUCUAAACUACAGAAACUAACCAGUUGGUUAUUAGGAAGAAGACCAGAGUUUGUGGAUCCUAAAGUAGUCGCUCAAGGAGAAGGCAGAGAAGUAACAAGAGUUCGAUCACAGGGAAGAGUCAAGGUGACCUUCAAUGUUGUAACAAGAGACAUGAAAAAAUUAGGCUACGAUACAGAAGCAGCUAGUGUUGCCAUUCCACACAUACCCACUGGAAACACAGGAGGGAACACCCUUCAGCCGGAUCAAACACUCGGCGGCACAACAGAGAGUGUAUCAUAGGGCAUGUACAACACACAUAACUACUGAGAACGCAAUGGGGAACACCCUUCACCCGGAUCAAAAACUCGGCAGCAUAACAGUCAUAGGGCAUGUACAACACACACACCUACUGGGAACGCAAGGGAACAUACUUCAGCCGGAUCAAACACUCGGCAGCACAACAGAGUGUAUCAUAGGGCAUGUACAACAUUCAUACAAAAAAGAACAUAUUUAUGGUCACUUCAUGGAUGACCCAACACUAAGCCCCUGCUUAUUUGGCCAUGGAAGAUCCAAGGCACACAAUAUAUAAAAUGUGUAUAUGUAUAUUCACAGGGGUGUAGCCAGGGAGCCCCCCUUCUAGCAGCAAAAAAUAUAGUAAAUGUAUGAGACGUUAUCUAAAAAUCCUGGCUACACCGCUGCUUCACCAGUUCAUGUCCACUAUUCUAGAUCAUUCCUCCAUUUCAGUGUAAAACACAGUCCUGUUUCCCGUACAAUGUAAAAAAAUGUAAAUAUUGGCUUUGUUUUUUUAUGUUUUAAUAAAAAAAAUUAAGAAUGA